Tachysurus vachellii is the source of this 506-nucleotide messenger RNA. RefSeq names its product C-type lectin lectoxin-Lio2-like. Bases 27 to 506 code for a protein of 159 amino acids. NCBI's taxonomy places the organism in Eukaryota, Metazoa, Chordata, Actinopteri, Siluriformes, Bagridae. The record is from RefSeq and is a predicted model, not a curated record. The transcript has 2 exons.
UAUAAUCAUAACUUUAUCUAACUACAAUGAAAUCUAACAAUGUUUAUCAUUUGAAUUUCACAGCUAAUUUCAGUGGUGCUUCCAGGUUCAUCGGCAUCACUAGUCCUUAUCUGACCUGGCCUGAUGCUCAGGCUUACUGCCGAACACAUCACACAGACUUGGCCAGCUCUCUUAACAGCUCAGAUAACAACUUCCUUUUGCAGCUGAGGGACAUCCAGGGUGAUUCCUGGUUUGGACUCUACAGAGAUACAUGGAAGUGGUCAGAUGGGACCAUCGCUUCAAAGCUACCAUGGACUUCUGGAGAACCUGAUAAUUAUCUUGUCAUUGAGAACUGUGCAUCACAUAUUAACAAAGUGUUUAAUGAUUAUUUAUGCAGCCAGCCAGCCUACUUCUACUGUCACACCAAUAAAGCAGAAACUGGAGGAACAUGGCAUGAUGGAGAACACCACAGUGACCUGGAGGGUGCAGCCAGAUGGAAACGUCUUCAACAAGAAAAACAAAGAUGA